UUUUACUUUUCAUCAUGCCGAGACGAGGUGCUGCUAAGUCUGACGAUGUUGAGGUAGAGAUAGAUGAUGAUAAUGUGAGUGAUAGUGAUGACGGUGCCACCCAGAAGAGAGCAAACAGGAAGCAGGCAGGUGGCAGAGGAGGUGCAAGAGGAAGAGGCAGAGGCAAAAAACCUGCCAGCGAUGAUGACGAGGAAGAAGAUGAAGCUCCUAGAGGACGCAGAGGAGCCAACAACAGAAGGCCAGCUAAGAAACGAGGUGGUGGCAAGAAUGAUGAUGAUGAUGAGAGUGAGGAUGAGGGUCCCAAGAAGAAGAAAGGGGGUGCAGCCAAUAAGAAGAAAGGAGGCAAAGCCCAGGAUAGUGAUGAAGAAGACAGCGAUGCUGGGAAAGGAAAAAAAGGAAAGAAAGGAGGAGGAAAGAAAGGAGGGAAGGAGGAAGAGGACAGCAAGGGAAAGAAAGGUGAUGCCAAAGGAAAGGACAAGGGAAAAGACAAGGAUGAUGACAAGAAGAAAAAGAAGAAGAAAGAUGACAGUUCAUCUGAUUCCAACUCAAACUCCGACGAGGAAGAGGAUUCCAUGUCGGAGGGAGAGAUGGCCCGGCUGAUGGAGGAGGUAGAGGAGAAGAAGAAACUAAUCGCAAUUAUCAGGAACAAGCCUUGGAGGAUGAAGCGGAGGCUCGUACUUCUAAAGGAAGCUCAGCAGUUUGUGGAUAAAUUUGAGGGGGCUUUGGGAAAAGGAAAAGGCAGGAAGUGGUAUGCUUAUAAAGUGAUGAUGACUAAGAAAUGGAUCAAGUUUCAGAGGGAUUUUGAAAAUUUCAGAACCGCCUGUAUCCCCUGGGAGAGGAAAAUUAAAGAGGUGGAAAGUCAUUUUGGGUCAUCUGUGGCGUCUUACUUCAUCUUCCUGCGCUGGAUGUACGGCAUGAACCUCGUCCUUUUUGGUUUGACUUUUGGACUGGUGGUCAUCCCAGAGGUGCUAAUGGGUCUGCCCUAUGGGUCCAUCCCAAGAAAGACUGUACCCAGAGCAGAGCAGGACACUGCUCAAGACUAUUCUGUCCUCAUGGACUUCAAUGGUUACUGCAAGUACUCCGUACUCUUUUAUGGCUACUACAACGACCAAAGGACAGUCGGCUUGCUAAAGUUCAGGCUUCCUCUGUCCUACCUCUUGGUGGGAAUCGGCACCUUUGGCUACAGCCUGAUGCUCGUGAUCCGCACUAUGGCCAAGAACGCUGAUGUUGGUGGUGGAGAUGGAGAGGAAGGAGAGUUCACCUUUGCCUGGAAGAUGUUCACCAGCUGGGAUUACCUCAUUGGCAACGCAGAGACUGCAGACAACAAGUAUGCCUCCAUCACCACCAGCUUCAAGGAGUCUAUUGUAGAUGAGCAGGAGAACCAGAAGGAUGAGAACAUUCACCUGCGGAGGUUCCUCAGGGUUCUGGCUAACUUCCUUAUCACCUGUAGCCUUGGUGGGAGUGGGUACCUCAUCUACUUUGUAGUGAAGAGGUCUCAGGAGUUUGCCAACAGGGAUGAUCUCAGCUGGUACGAGAAGAAUGAGCUGGAGAUCAUCAUGUCUCUCCUGGGCCUGGUCUGUCCUCCAUUGUUUGAGACUAUUGCUGAGCUGGAGGACUACCAUCCUCGAAUCGCCCUCAAGUGGCAGCUGGGACGCAUCUUUGCCCUCUUUCUGGGAAACCUCUACACCUUCCUGUUUGCCUUGUUCGAUGAGGUCAACUCCAAGCUGGACGAAGAGGAGGUCAUUAAGAACCAAACCAUCUGGGCUAUGAAGGAGUACUACGCUAACUUCUCCCGUCUGAACAACGACACUGAGGCAACCCCGCCCCCCAUGAACCCUGCUGAUGUCAUCAGGGGACCCUGCUGGGAGACGGCCGUUGGCAUAGAGUUUGUAAAGCUGACGGUGUCGGACAUCCAGGUGACCUACCUGACCAUCUUGAUUGGCGACUUUGCCAGAGCUGUCAUCGUUCGUUUCCUCAACUACUGCUGGUGCUGGGACCUGGAAGCUGGAUUUCCGUCAUAUGGUGAGUUUGACAUCAGUGGAAAUGUUCUUGGACUGGUCUUCAAUCAAGGGAUGAUCUGGAUGGGUGCCUUUUACGCUCCCGGGCUGGUUGGCAUCAAUGUGCUCCGUCUCCUCAGCUCCAUGUACUAUCAGUGUUGGGCUGUAAUGGCCACAAAUGUCCCUCAUGAAAGAGUGUUCAAGGCAUCCAAGUCUAACAAUUUCUACAUGGGCCUUCUGCUCCUCAUCCUCUUCCUGAGUCUAUUACCUGUCGUCUACACCAUCAUGACCCUGCCACCUUCGUUUGACUGCGGACCUUUCAGUGGAAGGGCGAAGAUGUUUGACGUGAUCAUGGAGACGAUAGAACUGGACCUGCCAGCGUUCAUUGGGACAGUUUUCAGCUACGCAGCCAACCCGGGACUCAUCAUACCCGCUGUGCUGCUCAUGGUACUGGCCAUAUAUUAUCUCAACUCUGUGUCUAAGGCUUACCAAAACUCCAAUAUGGAGCUGAAGAAGAAGAUGCAGAUGGCUCGGGAUGAGGAGAAGAACCGCAGAAACAACAAAGACAGCACCAACCAGGUCAUGCAGGAUCUGGAAGACCUGCUGCCAAACCGGUCCCUCGCCCCCCCUGCUCCACCAGAGCCUGAGAAAAAACCAGAGCCAGAAGCAAAACCUACAAAGACAAAGUCUGGGUCUGCUGGGAAAGGUGUUAAUCUGCAGAAAGACGUGGCUCUAGCUUCACCCAAUCCCAACGCUCAAGGUCCGGUAAGCCGACCACCUGGGCCAAGAGGACCUGGACAAAUGCCAGGUCCGGGACCUGGAGGGGGUCGAGGUCGUGGGAGAGGACCUCCUCCGAGAUAACGGUGUGAGACAACAGCGGUCCUCUAAGCUGUGCUCAACCUUCAGACAAUCAUUGCUCAUUUCACAGUAAUAAACACAAGAAACGGGUGAGAACAUUCAGCUGGGAUGAGUAGCAGCAGGAACUGGAGAUAGUGGUGCUUUAAAAGGACCUUAAUGAGAUCUCCGUCAUGGUUUCUACAACAGUUUAAAGUUCAUGAAAGAUCAGUUUCUGAACAUUAUAACUGUUUAAACUUCCUUUUCGUCUUGUACAACUUAGGAUUAAUUAAAAAAAAGACUGUGUUUCUGCUCAAAAUGUCAUAAGGUCAUAAGUAUUUCAGAGACCUUAUUAGAUGGUCUGUUAAAAUCAGUUUUCACAUUACACAAGAGUUUACUUUUCCACGUGAAAAAGAAAGUAAAGUUCACAAAGAUCCAGACCUCCACCAUGUUGACUGAUUGAUGUUUUAAGUUUGACAGGUUGAUGUCUGUCAAGAAACCCAACAAGAUGAAGUUUUUUUGUGUUAGUCAACCUGCUGUUUUACGCUCAUGUCAACUUUUCUGUUUAGUUUCCAAGUUAUUUAUUUAUUUUAAAAGGGACAAAACAGCACAUAA
This is a messenger RNA of Melanotaenia boesemani (Boeseman's rainbowfish), 3446 nucleotides long. RefSeq names its product transmembrane channel-like 2a (gene tmc2a). Gene Ontology annotation, molecular function: mechanosensitive monoatomic ion channel activity. Bases 15 to 2858 code for a protein of 947 amino acids. Gene Ontology annotation, biological process: vestibular reflex; detection of mechanical stimulus involved in sensory perception of sound. Gene Ontology annotation, cellular component: plasma membrane. NCBI's taxonomy places the organism in Eukaryota, Metazoa, Chordata, Actinopteri, Atheriniformes, Melanotaeniidae. The transcript has 20 exons. The record is from RefSeq and is a predicted model, not a curated record.